This is a messenger RNA of Poeciliopsis prolifica (blackstripe livebearer), 1373 nucleotides long. RefSeq names its product serine/threonine-protein kinase pim-2-like. NCBI's taxonomy places the organism in Eukaryota, Metazoa, Chordata, Actinopteri, Cyprinodontiformes, Poeciliidae. The record is from RefSeq and is a predicted model, not a curated record. The transcript is spliced from 9 exons. Gene Ontology annotation, cellular component: cytoplasm. Gene Ontology annotation, biological process: negative regulation of apoptotic process; regulation of mitotic cell cycle; protein autophosphorylation. Gene Ontology annotation, molecular function: ATP binding; protein serine/threonine kinase activity. Bases 63 to 1373 code for a protein of 436 amino acids.
CACCCGGAACCUCAAGAAGCUGCCAGGAGCAGCUUAGAAACACGAAAACAUUGAAGAGGAAGAUGACAGAAACAAAAGACAGUUCAACACCAGCCAAGUGUAGGAAGGAAGACCUCCAGGAGCAGGUUCCAACCAGAGAGUCUUCCUCCUCCUCAAUUGACAUCCUCAUAGAGAUCAGCAGCAGCAGCAUGAUGCCACAGUGUCCUGAGUCUAUUAAAGACAAGACACCAAAGAGAAGGAAAAAGGUUAAAAAACACCGCCGAAAAUGGACCAGGGUUCCUAAGAUGUUAGGACCAUCGAAAGGCAACCAGGGCCAGACGAGGAUUGUGGGGCGACUGAGGAGGAAAAUAACAGAAGAAGGAGAGGGGUCUCAAUCACCAGCUGAGAGGAAGAACAAGGGACUCCUGCAGCAGGUCACAACCAAAGAGCCCUCAUCCUCAGAGGACAUCAGCACAGGCGAUUUACAGAACAGGAAUAUGAAGAAGGAUGAGGACACUGAGGAACCAGAGAUGACAAAUAGGAGGAGGAGUGCAAGGAAGAAGAGAAAAGAAGAAAUGGACGCUCUAAGAGCUGAAUUCCAGAAAAAAUAUACUGAGCUACAUCUACUGGGAAAAGGAGGCUAUGGAUCUGUGUUUGCUGGAUAUCGAGUGGUGGAUAAAUUACCGGUGGCUAUCAAACACAUCCCAAAUAAAAAGGUGCACCGCAAACAUAAGGAUGAGAAUGGUAGGGAGAUGGCGAUGGAGGUGGCCGUCAUGUUGAAGCUGAACACUCUAACUACUAAUUCAUCAAAGCAGUUAGCCACAGUGUCCCUGCUGGACUGGUAUGAACUGGAGCAGGAGCUCCUCCUGGUGAUGGACAGGCCCAUGCCUUCAGAUGAUCUCAGUACCUACCUUGAUCAGAAUGAAGGUCGUCUAAAUGAGGAGGAGUGCAAGGUCAUAUUAAAACAGCUGAUGGAAGCAACAGUUCAACUUCAGCAUGCAAACAUCUUCCACAGAGACAUUAAACUGGAAAAUGUCCUUAUUGAGAGGAGCUCAGAAGGCUUACGAGCCUAUCUCAUAGACUUUGGUCUAAGUUGCUUUGACCAUGGAAAGAAAUUUACCAUCUUCCAAGGGACCCAUGCUCUUGAGUCACCAGAGUAUCGAACUCAAAGGAAAUAUUCUGCUGGACCCACAACAGUGUGGCAGCUGGGAGUGAUCAUGUUUGAAAUUCUCCAUGAUAAGAGUUUUGAGACCAAGAGCUUUCUUAAACAGAAGCUGAAGAUCAGCAAGACGCUUUCUGAAAACUGCCAGGAUAUUCUGACUAAGUGCCUGAAGGAAGACCCAGAGGAGCGUCCAACGCUGGAAGAACUGCUCAAUCACCCAUGGUUUUCAUAG